UUAGUUUAUCAAUAAUGCAGUACUACCAUUCCCCAGAAAAGCGCGUUGUAUACUUAUAGAUAUGACCUUCAAGACUUGGAAGGUCAAAACAAUGUUUAUAUAAUUUGAGUAGUAUUCUUUUGUUUUAUCAGUGGCCGUUUGCAAGAUCAGCGUCGUUAUUCGUCCAUUGUCCUUGUUUACUUGCUGGCUUCUAUAGUCAUAACAUGCGGUGGUGUUAACACGUUAUCACGUAUUUCUUGUCCUCUUGCUAUUUUUAGAGUUUAGAUUGUAAUAAAGUGUCUUCAUUAAAGGUAUUUACUGGCAGGAUAUACAUAGCUUAAUAAUAUUUUUGACCUACAGUAUAGCGGAAAAGAGUCUCGAGUGUAGCAACCAUGAGUAAGCUGUGCAAACAAGUUUCGAUAGAGUCGCCUGGACCCACACAAAAGGAUUGUGUGUUCAGCUUCGAUGUCCCGGUACCAGAUGUACCGAAGAAUGGAGCCAGGAUCAGAGUGGCCUAUGCCGGCGCAUGCUAUCGCGUCAGCCGCAACCGCUCUGCAUCCGUGUGUAGUACAUCCUCUGUUUCAUCCGUUAGCAGCCUCACUGGUGAAAUGGAAAGUUUAGGUAUUCAUUCCUCGACGCCCGCGAACGUAGGCUUUCGAGAUGGGGCGCUAUUUCCAGGCUAUGAAGUAGCGGGUGUGGUGGACGAAGUUGGAGAAGGUGUUGACCCUAAAACUUACAUCGCUCGAGGAACACGCAUAGUGUUAUAUCCGUACGAAGGUGUGCCACACGGAUAUGCCGAAUACAUCGUUGUGCCUGACACCAAAUGCCUUGUGCUGGUUCCGAGCGAUCUCCCUUUGAGUGUGGCCGCCAUGCUACCGACGGGUGCAUUGCUUGCAUGUAACACGGUGCAAACUGUAAUGGAUUCCUUGAAAUCUGUGCUUGAUGGCCCAGUAAAAAAAGAUAUGGGUACGCUAUUGAUAGUUGGCACUGGAGGAUUGGCUUUAUGGGCUUUGCGCUUAGCUCGCCAUUAUAUCAAUUUGAGCAGAUAUCAUAAACGGAUUCGUCUUUCCGUGGCGACUAUCAAAGAUGGUGGUUAUACCAUAGCUAGAGAAAGUGACCAAAUCAAGGUUGUGCAGUGGAGCGAAGAUCUGUACGAACGUCAGCUGAUCGAGCGCACUCUUGACGCGUGCGGCGGUCCUGUCGACAUCGUGCUUAACUUCGGUACCACUUCGAGGUCCCUGCACCGCUCGCUGCAAUGCCUCGCUCCUGGAGGAAUGGUGCUCGUGACUGAGGAGGUCGGCGAAAAAUUGAUGCCGAAAUUCGCGAAGAAAGCCGAAGAGAUGAACGUCCGCAUUGUCGUGGUGCCAAAUGGAUCCAUUAGUCAACUGAGGGAAUUAGUAUUUAUGGUCGCUCGUGGCGAUAUCGAGCCGCCGCCGCACUCGGUGUUCCCAGCGGAGGAAGCUCAAGAAGUUGUUAGAAAACUAUGCAACUCUGAAAUCAAGGGACGCGCCAUCUUGAAAUUCUACGAUGUGGAAUAAACGAUGACUAGUCUUUUCAAGUAUUAUUUAGUGGUGAAAACCAAAUGUUUACUUUAAGCAGUAUACUCAGCGCUUACAAGUUUAAUCAUAUACUCAUAUAUUGCUUCAUUCAUAUAAUCUCACAAUUAGUAUGUAGCAUGUAUAACAUAUUACAUCUUCAUAUGUUAUAAGUAUCCUUUUCUCUUAUCAAUAUGUCACGGAAUUUAAGAUUAAUCUUACUGUGGCAUGUACUUUAUCAUUUCGCCUAUACGAUCUGUGUUUACAUACAUAUACGAUAUAAUGAUCGUGCGUAAUAUUUCAUUAUUGAUAUCUCAUGUACGGACGUAUAGGUAAAUAACGAAGUUAUUAAUUUUCGUAAACACUAUUGUUCGUCAACUAUUCUUACGUUAUUUCUACAUGUAUCCCAUUUCAUAAUGAUAGAUUUUACUAAACAAGGUAAUUAAAAAUUUCUAAAAGAUAAAUUGAUGAAAAUUUCAUACAAUAACUUGCAAUGAUUGCACGAAAAAUAAACUCUAAUUAAGGCGAUAUCCAGAUAAUUUUAGAUGUUUUUUCCUUAAAUGAUGACAUAUUCAAAGCUCAAAGUAUCGUAUUAGUAAUUAUUUUCCAAAAAUAAUUCAAAAACCUACAGUGUAAUCAUUUUGUAUUAACUUGAUAAAUUUAACUAUAAACUAUAAGUAUAUUUUUAGAUUUUACUCUUACUCCUAUAAAACUUUGAUACAAUUUUCUUUUAGGCUACCUUUUUAUUAGUGUUAGUUUCUCGAAUAAUAAAAUCAACAUUUGUAUGGAAAAAUAUGUUAUUCUUAAGUAAUCACAAUUCGUAUGACAUUUAGUAUAUUGUUCUUUAAUAUGAACAGUUUUUGAAGAUGUUUCUUACACCAUAUACGUAACUUCUGUAUAAUUUGUAAUAUGGAUAUUAAUUUUAAUAAUUUUAUAAAAUUGUCUACAGAACUCUCAUAAAAACCCAAUAAUUUUGUAUUUCCGGAAUUAUUUUGAAUUCCAUUUAAGUUUGUAAUCUUUUAUUAAAUAUCGAACACGCACAAUAGUUAUAGCUUUAAGUUGUGUUGCGACUCUUUUUUUGUUCAGUAAACAUUUUUCAUCUUUAAUACCACGUAAUAACCAUUUAGCGUAAGUUUGAAUUUCAUCAGUAGAUUUAAAUAGUGUAACCUUAUACGUAUUAAAAAUUAAAAACAAACUGUAUUAUUUUAUCUAGUCAACUUUGUGUUUAACAAGUAAAACAUAUUUUUUUUUCGUGGCGUAAUUAGUUCUGCUGACUUUAAAAAUUGUCAAAUUUAACCUGUUUAUGGCUUCAACGUUGAAACCUUUUGAAAAAAUAUUUGCCUGAUAACUAUAACCUCAAAAUGUAUAAGAGAUGUUUCCCACAGUUGGCAGAUCUAAUUAUGUAGAUUAGUGUUAAUUUUGUCACAACCAUUAUGUUUAAGCUGUUUCAACUCUGACGUAAUUGAGGUUUUGUAUAAUUUCAUUUAAAUAAAGAUAUCCAAUUAUCCUUA
Molecule: messenger RNA, 3025 nt
Organism: Papilio polytes (common Mormon)
Lineage: Eukaryota; Metazoa; Arthropoda; Insecta; Lepidoptera; Papilionidae
Gene: Drat
Exons: 5
Coding region: 372-1517 (381 amino acids)
Molecular function (GO): oxidoreductase activity
Source: RefSeq, a predicted model, not a curated record